AUGAGCCCGAACGUGUGUCUAUAUCUUCCACCGGGGCCCGAGUGCCGAGUGGCCAGUCGACUGCCCAGGUUCAGCAGCCUUUUCACACUGUCGAGAAAUGCGCAAAUGGCCCAGCAAGCACAGUUCCAAAUUCAGCAGGAUCUAUCGCCAAUCGAAUGGUCUCCAUGGACAGUCAAUGCCACGCAGCUAUGGAAUCCUGAAGCUCUACCAUGUUAUUUGGCCCCCUUCAACUACGGCGACGACCACCAGCCAGCCCUUUCCGAACACCACCCACCGCCAUCGGCUGUCUUCAGCUCAAAAAGCCUGCGAUCCUCAAACCAGCCGGAGACACCUCGCCAUGUUGAACCCGACAAUCCCGAAGAGUCGACGAUGGAGUUCACUCCUUCCAAGUAUUCUUACUUUAAAAAAGACGAACGAUUCAUUCUGGAGGCCCGUCUGAGGAAUGAGACAUGGAAAGCCAUCACAGAGAGUUACAAGAAGGAAUUCCCCAACUUAACCCCACCAAAGUACAAUACGUUAAGCAUGAAAGUAUGUCGCCUCAAAAAGAAGCAUCCGGAGAUACGACAACUCUUCAAUAAGAGAAUCCCAACUACAAAGAUGGGACGCCCAGCCACGAGGGGAAAACGCCGGACGGCUCGAUUAUCCGGAGCAGACGACGAUGAACCGGCGGGCAAGAAGAGAGAUAGAGGUGUGCAACAACUGUCAUACGAGGACGCGAUCGAGGCUGGGCGAACGGUGCUCGACUUUCUUGGUCAGCCCGGGAAUGACGGCCUGGCGCCGCUGAGUGAUUGUAUGGCGUUGCUUAGGAUAGUGGGUCUACUUGAUAGAACCUCUAGAAGCCUCAAGGGACGCAAACAUGUGUCAACCGCAAAAGAUGCUAAAUAA
Molecule: messenger RNA, 885 nt
Organism: Colletotrichum destructivum
Lineage: Eukaryota; Fungi; Ascomycota; Sordariomycetes; Glomerellales; Glomerellaceae
Exons: 1
Coding region: 1-885 (294 amino acids)
Source: RefSeq, a predicted model, not a curated record